Molecule: messenger RNA, 1022 nt
Organism: Lotus japonicus
Lineage: Eukaryota; Viridiplantae; Streptophyta; Magnoliopsida; Fabales; Fabaceae
Product: putative bark agglutinin LECRPA3
Exons: 1
Coding region: 62-754 (230 amino acids)
Molecular function (GO): carbohydrate binding
Source: RefSeq, a predicted model, not a curated record
CUAUCAAAUAUAUAUCGAUCAUCAACUCCACAUUGAUAAUUAUCAACAAAGCACAUCAACCAUGGCCACCCCCAAGAAAAUUUCCUUCAACUUCCCGAAAUUCACCCCAGGUGACGCAAAUAUAACCCUACAAGGUGGUGCCAAGAUUUUAGAUAAUGGGAUCUUGGCCCUGCCUGAUGAUACAUCAAUUGAACAAAGCCGUGCUUUGUACACAACGCCUGUGCCCAUCUGGGAUUCUACCACUGGCGAGGUUGCAAGCUUCGUCACCUCCUUCUCUUUCAUUGUGACUGACAUUCCAAAUCGUUAUCCGGCUGAUGGACUUGUCUUCUUUUUGGCGCCAUUUGGGACUCAGAUUCCCAACAAUUCAGGUGGAGGGGCGCUCGCUAUAGUUGAUCCCAACAAUGCCUUCAAUCGGUUUGUUGCAGUGGAAUUUGAUAGCUACAUCAAUAAUGAGUGUGACCCGAGUUAUAAUCAUAUUGGAAUUGACGUUAACUCCUUGAUUUCGUUGAAGACUGUGAAAUGGAACAGAGUGUCCGGAUCGCUGGAGAAAGUAAGUAUAAUCUAUGACUCUCUAGCUAAGACAUUGAGUGUUGCUGUGACUCAUGGGAAUGGUCAAAUUUCCACCAUUUCUCAAGUCAUUGAUUUGAAGGCCGUGCUUCCUGAGAAAGUCAGUGUUGGUUUUAGUGGAACCAUCUGUGACGGCAGGGAAAGACAUGACAUCUUUUCAUGGUCUUUCACUUCAACCCUGGCUUGAACAUCGAUACUGCCAUGGAGUGAUUAGAUGUUGUGAACGUCAGUCGUAUAUCUAUCUAAAAUAAGCACCAUGCAUACAUGCAUGAGCAAGGUUCAUUUAUGUUUGUUUGUGUUGAUGUUAUCGUCUUGUGUUUUGGUGAUUUGAUAUCGGUGAAAGUUUCCUAAUUGAGAAGGUUUGUUCUCAAAGUUCAUAUAUAUAUAUAUAUUUGUUGCAAAUAAAAUGGAUUGCUACUUUAAAAAGGAAUGAUCAUUUCAAAUUUUCCUUUAAA